GCACUGGCGGGCAGAACCCCACGUAAACCCCUAAAACUUUAAACCAUUCUCAAUCUGUGUUCUUCGUUCUUCCUGAAAGAUCUGUUUCCCCUUCUCCGAUUCGACGUCAUGAGAAGGUCUUCCUCUAUCGCUUCCUCCUUCCUCUACCGCUCAAUCGGUACCUCUCAUGGCGCCGUUUCCGCCUAUGCCAUCUCCAAUCAGCGUCUUCUCCAAGCUGCGCUGUUCAGUUCCAGCUCCCACACCCACCGGCGCUGGUUUUCCUCUCUCCUAGAUUCCGUUGCUGGUGGUUCUACCCGAGCUGCAUCGCUCGGCGUUGUUGGAGCUGUUGCUUCUCUAGCUGCUGCUGUUUCUAUGUCCCAGGAUGUUUAUGCGAAGGAGCCCUUGCGGCAGGAGUUGGUUCCUAAGGAGGUUGUGCUCUAUCAAUACGAAGCGUGUCCGUUUUGUAAUAAAGUUAAAGCUUUUCUUGACUACUACGAUAUUCCAUACAAAGUUGUCGAGGUCAAUCCACUUAGUAAGAAAGAAAUUAAAUGGUCGGAUUAUAAGAAGGUGCCAAUAUUGGUGGUUGAUGGUGAACAGAUGGUUGACUCGUCAGCCAUUAUCGACCAGUUGAGCCACAAGUUUUUGUCAGAUCAAGAUGCUUCUUCUGUCCCUGAAGAUGAUGAAGAGACAAAAUGGCGUCGAUGGGUAGAUAGUCACUUGGUACACGUCUUAUCACCAAACAUAUAUCGAAAUACUUCCGAGGCCCUUGAAUCAUUUGACUACAUUACUAGUAAUGGUAAUUUUGGCUUUGCUGAAAAGAUUUCUGUAAAGUAUGCUGGAGCCGCUGCUAUGUAUUUUGUGUCAAAGAAACUAAAGAAGAAAUAUAAUAUUACCGAUGAGCGUGCAGCAUUAUACGAAGCAGCAGAAACAUGGGUAGAUGCUUUGGCUGGACGGGACUUCCUAGGAGGCUCGAAACCUAAUCUAGCUGAUCUUGCGGUGUUCGGGGUGUUGAGACCCAUCCGUUACUUGAGGUCGGGUAAAGACAUGGUGGAGCACACACGGAUCGGUGAAUGGUACACCAGAAUGGAGAGCACUGUUGGAGACUCCUCCAGGCUCAGAUCCUAAUCUCUCUACUGUCCUGGGCGUUGGAAACUCUGGAAAAAUCACUUUAUUUUCACUAGAUUAUCUCUCUUUUUGGGUACACAAUAUCUAUAUGUGCAAAUUUUGAAAUUCUAACUGAUUUUUUUAGGAACCAUCUUCAUUGUUACCCUGAGAAAUGGCGUCGUCGACGUCGAAGUAAUAAAUAGAAUACGUUUUUUGUUUUUUCGUUUUGAGAGACUUUGUUGGACAGAGUUGCAAGAGAUUGCUGAGAAAACUUGCUAUUUGAAGGUGAGCCAGAAAUGGAACUACAGAAGUGAACAGAUCACAGCUACGGAAGUACUAGCUUUUCCCGCCGGCCCUUGUUUGUUAUUCUCUCUUUUGAUUGUACUGCUUCAUGUGGAUGGAUAUGUGUGAGGACAAUAAUUUGUUGAAGUGAUAUAGUGCCCAUGCUUUGUUCAUAAAAGAAAUGAAACAAUAAUGGUACUGGUCA
Messenger RNA from Cucurbita moschata (crookneck pumpkin), 1570 nucleotides. Its product is annotated as prostaglandin E synthase 2-like. Gene Ontology annotation, molecular function: prostaglandin-E synthase activity. The record is from RefSeq and is a predicted model, not a curated record. The coding region runs from base 109 to 1104 and encodes 331 amino acids. The transcript has 6 exons. Gene Ontology annotation, cellular component: mitochondrion. NCBI's taxonomy places the organism in Eukaryota, Viridiplantae, Streptophyta, Magnoliopsida, Cucurbitales, Cucurbitaceae.